AUGCCCCUCCACCACUUGAUGAUCGGGACAUGGACCCCGCCAGGGGCCAUCUUCACCGUUCAGUUCGACGACGAAAACCUCACCCUGAAGCUGGUCAAGCGCACCGAGAUUCCACAAGACGAGCCGAUAUCAUGGAUGACCUUCGACCAUACGAGGAAAAACAUUUACGGCGCGGCCAUGAAGAAGUGGUCCAGCUUUGCCGUCCGGAGCCCGACUGAAAUUGUCCACGAAGCAUCCCAUCCCAUGGGUGACGACCCCCAAGCGAACAGCGCCGACACAAACACACGCGCCAUCUUUUUGCUCGCGGCCAAGAAGCCACCCUACGCCGUCUAUGCCAACCCUUUCUACAAGCACGCCGGCUUCGGCAACAUCUUCUCCGUCUCGGACACCGGCAAGCUCGAGACCAACAUCCAGAACUACCCCUACCAGCCCAACACGGGCAUCCACGGCAUGGUGUUCGACCCGACCGAGACGUACCUCUACUCGGCCGACCUAACAGCCAACAAGCUGUGGACGCACCGCAAGCUCCCCUCGGGCGAGGUCGAGCUGGUCGGCAGCGUCGACGCCCCCGACGCCGGCGACCACCCGCGCUGGGUGGCCAUGCACCCGACCGGCAACUACCUCUACGCGCUGAUGGAAGCCGGCAACCGCAUCUGCGAGUACCUCAUCGACCCGGCCACCCACCUGCCCGUGUACACGCACCACAGCUACCCGCUGAUCCCGCCCGGCAUACCCGCACACGACAAGGACACGGGCAAGGGCCUGUACCGCGCGGACGUGGUGGCGCUGACCUCCAGCGGGCAGCACAUGUUCGCGUCGUCGCGCGCCAACCGCUUCGACCUGCAGGGCUACGUGGCCGCCUUCAAGCUGCGGGACUGCGGGAGUAUUGAGAGGCAGAUCCUGCUCCACCCCACCCCGACCAGCGGCGGCCACAGCAACGCCGUCUCGCCGUGCCCCUGGAGCGACGAGUGGGUGGCGAUUACGGAUGACCAGGAGGGCUGGAUUGAGAUAUAUCGGUGGAAGGACGAGUUCCUGCACCGCGUGGCGCGCCUGCGGAUUCCGGAGCCGGGGUUUGGGAUGAAUGCUAUUUGGUAUGACUGA
Messenger RNA from Chaetomium fimeti, 1101 nucleotides. RefSeq lists its product as uncharacterized. The record is from RefSeq and is a predicted model, not a curated record. Lineage: Eukaryota; Fungi; Ascomycota; Sordariomycetes; Sordariales; Chaetomiaceae. Gene Ontology annotation, molecular function: protein binding; 6-phosphogluconolactonase activity. Bases 1 to 1101 code for a protein of 366 amino acids. The transcript is spliced from 3 exons.